GGAUAGGAGUUGCUCAAUCAGGCUGAGGUGAGGGCAGAGCAAGAGGUUUUGGCGAUAUGCUAACUCUGUGGCCCUCCUUCCUUAAAUACAACACUGUUCUACUGCCUUGUGUUGGUUCACUGGUGCUCUCUUCCCUGAGGGACUGACUCUGGCCUCAGCUUCCAAGCCACAACACAUAAGACAAAUAUUCUGGACAAAGACAGAGUGUUUCCAGGACUUUCUGUUCCAAUUGCUGACCAGAAACCAUGGAGAACACUCUGAGAAAUGUUCUGAUGAAAAUCCUUGAGGAUCUUAUAGAAGAUGAGCUCAAGAAGUUUAAAUUCCAACUGGAAGAUCCUCCCUUGAAAGAGUUUGGGCCCAUGCCCCGGGGUCAGCUGCAUCCUGCCCAGCCUGUGGAUUUGGCGGAACUCAUGAUUGGGCACUAUGGGGAAAACUAUGCAGUAAAAGUGGCCAAGGCAGUUCUUGAAACCAUAAACCAUCGGGAUCUGGCUGAGAAGUUGGAGCGAGCCAUUGAAAAAGCUGAAAAUUCCCCCCAAACUGAAGAUUCUGGCCCACAUGACCAAGGACCAGAGAAUUACAGAAGAAACCCACAAAAGCCCACCCCGAUUUCAAAGCCUCUUGGAGAAGCAGCAAUCAGUGAUUAUAUAGACAUCUACAAAACACACAUAAGAGAAAAAUUGCAGGCCAUAGAUGCAGAAGAUGCUCCCUUCAGACCUGGUAAUAAGUACCUCCAGCUUCAAUUGGAACCUCUAAAUCAAUAUGAUUCAAGUAGCAUCAGUCUUGAAACUCUGUUUAAUUCUGCUGGAAACACAUCCAAUGUUCCUCAGACUGUUGUGCUACAGGGGGUUGCUGGCAUUGGAAAGUCAACCCUUGCUAGGAAGGUCCUUCAGGGCUGGGCAGCUGGCACUCUGUACCCUGACAGGUUUAACUAUGUCUUCUACAUUGGCUGCCAAGAAGCACGCUUUCUGAGGGAAAGCAGCAUGGAGCAGCUCAUCACUAUUUUGUGUGGGGAUAAUAAUGCUCCCAUUACUGACAUUCUCAAGCAACCACAGAAGCUCUUAUUUGUCUUGGAUGGCCUUGAUGAGCUACAGUUCCUUUCUGAUGAACAAUUCUAUCCUAGUGUCAAUGAAAAGGAAUCUGUGCAUGCUCUCUGGGGCAGUUUAAUCCAAAAGAAGUUGCUUCCACAGUCAACCCUGCUCAUCACGAUCAGGAUACCAGUUCUGGAGAAACUGGAGCCAUGGCUAAAGCAUUCACGCCAUGUCAAGGUACUAGGCUUCUCCCAGACCCAGAAGAAGGAGUAUUUUGACUUAUAUUUCACAAAUGGAGACUUGGGAAAGAAAGCCCUUGAUUUUGUGCUAAAAAACAAAGAACUCUCCAAUGAGUGCUGUGCCCCUCUCAUGUGCUGGAUCAUCUGUUCCUGGAUGAAGCAACGUCAGGACCAAGGCAAGUCUCCCACCAAGGCACUCAAGAACAGGACUGAUGUUUACAUGGCUUAUAUUUCCACUUUUCUGACAACUGAGAAAAGUUUAUCCAAGUCCACCCAGCAUGUUGCCCUGCGAGGCUUGUGCUUCUUGGCUGCAGAAGGCAUCCAGAGUCAGAAGGUCUUGUUUACAGAGGGAGACCUGAGGAGGCACAGUUUGGAUGGAAUGGACAUCUCCUCAAUCCUGAAUGUGAGUGGUGCCCAAGCAGGACUCAGUGGCACAAUGUUGUAUAGCUUCAGACAUCUUAGCUUCCAGGAGUUUUUUAAUGCCAUGUUCUACCUGCUAGAGGAGAAGAGUCUUCUGGGGAAAAGCCAAAAUGUGAAGGAACUGAUACAGAAACAGGAGGCAUCAGGGACUAUGCAGUUUCUUUAUGGCCUCCUAGAGAAAGAGAAUGAAAAGAAUUUGGAGUUAAAGUUUGACCUCCGAAUCUCAAUGCCACUAAGGAAGGAGGUAGAAACUUUGAAAAAGAAGAUGGAUAAAGUAAAAAACACUAUAGAUACCUUACGUAAAACCUGGGAAGAAAAACUGAACCCUAAUUCAUUUUCUGCCUCUUUGCGAGUGACCACCAAUACUUAAAAGUGCCCAUAGACUACCAGGAAUUCUAUCUCUCAGCUGCAGAUACAAAGUCAAAAGUACAAGAGAAGCAUCCUCAUUUCUCCUUUAUUCUAAAGGGUCUGGUCCCACCUCUUCCCUCAUCACCUAAAACAGAACCAACUUCUUUCUCUGCAAGUAGAACACUAUCCCUUAUUGCAUUUUCAAGUUCUAGACUACUCCAUCUCAUGUUUCAUCACCCUCUGUGUCCAACUGGUAGUCUAUUCCACUAGCACAUAAACCAUAAACACACAAGUAAGCAAACACAGUCAGACACAGACUUAGCUAUGAACAUAGACAUACAUAAACAUAGUCAUGCAAGAUAUAUCUUUAUCACUAUGUCUACGUCUAGUUCUAUCUCUAGCUCUAUAGAGUUGUUGUCAAGUCACAUCAGUUGUGUCUUAAUCUUCAUAAACCCAUUUGAAGUUUUCUUGGCAGAGAUACUGGAAUGGUUUGCAAUUUCCUUUCCUAAGUCAUUUUAUCAAUGAGGAAAGAAAUAAUAAACAUAAACAUUUGGGUACAUAAUCGCACAAACAUAAAAUAAGCAGAUCACACAAAGCUAGGAGACAUAGCUAAUUCAUUGGGUGACCAAAUUGGGAUCCCAAAAAAGAUCUCAACAGUUUAGGUGACUGGGCUAAAUACAAUUUUAAAAAUGUUGUGGGGGAACCUGGGUUCAAGUUUCAGAAGAAUAAAAUGGAAACAAGCAUGGCUAUAGAGGAAUUUAGAAGAAAUCUGGGCUUUUAUUGGACUAUAAGCUCAGUAUCAAACAACCAAUAUGUUUUGACAGUGAAAAAAAUGAUAAAUGUCCAGACUCAAUUGAAUGAGGCAUAGCUUUGAGGAGCAAAGAUUCAACAAUCUCACUUUACUCUCCAUUAGUCAGAUGACAUCUGCACCAAUGGAUCCAGUUCUGAGUCUACCAUUUAAGUAAGAUAUUUAAUAAAGUAGAGAGUGUUGAAAAGAUGGAAACUGGGAUGGGAAAAGACCUCCAAUCCAUGCUGUAUAAGGAAUGCUUUAAGGAACCAGAAAUAUUUAGUUUGGAGAGAAGCAUAGGGGAAAUAUGAUAGCUAUCUUCAAGUCCUUGAAAGACUAUUCUAAGGAAAAGGUAUUGAAUUUGCUCUUCUUAGUUUCAGAGGGCAGAACCAGAAACAAUUGGUAGAAGUAACAAAAAAAAAGAAAACAUAAGCUUAAUGUAAAGAAAAGCUUCCUGUUAUAUCUUUCCCAGCAUGGUUGCAAGAUAAGUAAGUUUUCUUCAUUGGAAGUCUUUUAGGAAUAUCUUGAUGGCAAUUGUGAGAUGUGUUGUGGUGGUUGUUCAGGUCCAGUUUGGACUAGAUAAAAUCCCUUUCAUUUUGGAACCUCUGUGAUUUUGUAUGCUGAACAUUUAAUACAUAGGUAGAAAAGCACAUUCACAAAUAUUUUCACAGAGGCACAAAGACAGAACUAUGCAAACACAGAGACAUAGAUAUUCACAGCCAUAUAUGCAUCUAGAUACCCAAGGACCUACAGGAUCUCUGACAACUUUCUCUUAUCUCCCAAAUAAGACCCUGUU
Monodelphis domestica (gray short-tailed opossum) is the source of this 3618-nucleotide messenger RNA. It is a transcript of the gene NLRP10, whose product is annotated as NLR family pyrin domain containing 10. The record is from RefSeq and is a predicted model, not a curated record. Lineage: Eukaryota; Metazoa; Chordata; Mammalia; Didelphimorphia; Didelphidae. Gene Ontology annotation, biological process: positive regulation of inflammatory response. Gene Ontology annotation, cellular component: cytoplasm.